Micropterus dolomieu (smallmouth bass) is the source of this 4647-nucleotide messenger RNA. It is a transcript of the gene arhgef10la, whose product is annotated as Rho guanine nucleotide exchange factor (GEF) 10-like a. The transcript has 9 exons. Gene Ontology annotation, cellular component: cytosol. The record is from RefSeq and is a predicted model, not a curated record. NCBI's taxonomy places the organism in Eukaryota, Metazoa, Chordata, Actinopteri, Centrarchiformes, Centrarchidae. Bases 1 to 1584 code for a protein of 527 amino acids. Gene Ontology annotation, biological process: actin cytoskeleton organization; SREBP signaling pathway; positive regulation of stress fiber assembly. Gene Ontology annotation, molecular function: protein binding; guanyl-nucleotide exchange factor activity.
AUGGCGUGUACGCCAGGAGAGGAAAAUUCACCAGGCUGGUUAUGUGGAGAGGACGAAGGGAAGACGAUGGCCCCGUUUUGGUGUCCGCUGCUUGCCUGUCACAUGUCUGUCUUUGCUACUAAGUCACCAGAGAGAAAGCUUGAAGCUGCCCUCCACAAUCCUGUUCACUGUGCAUUGUUGGGCUUCUCUGCAGCGAGCACCUCCUUACCUCAAGGCUACCUCUGGGUGGCUGGAGGAGAAGGUUCUCAGUGGCAGAUAGAGAUAUUUUCCCUCAACAGGCCCAUGCCAAGAGCUGUAAAGAGCCUGCAGGUCGGCUCUGCUGUCCGAUGUCUGGAAUAUGUGCCAGAACCUUCUCCGACUGAGGAAGUGGAGGCUGGAGUUCACAAGGCCCCCUCAGGGACUGGCGCCAACAUUUGUGUUGGGCUAGACGAUGGGCGCAUACUGGUCUACGGCAGUGUGGACACUGCAGCACAAUGCUUACUGACCCUCCGUAACCCAGAGGGCUGCCCUGUACUGUGCCUGAAGCACUCCACUCGCUUCCUGCUUGCAGGCCUACGGAAUGGGACCAUAAUGCUUUAUGGAAAAAGUAACAGCGAUGACCUCUGGGACCCUGACUCCUGCAGAUGUGUAACCCUGGGCUCAGAACCUGUGCGGACAUUGUUGGUGUUAGAUGACUCAGUGUGGGCAAGCUGCGGGAACACUGUCACAGUCGUGGACAUCUCCAGCCUCACCACUCAGAAGUUUGAAGUCCAUCCAGACCCAAUGGUCAGCGUCGCACAUAUGGCAUGUGCCGGUGGAGGGGUGUGGAUGGCAUUCUCCGAGGGUUCCUCCAUUCGACUCUUUCAUACUGAAACACUGGAGCUUCUGCAGGAAAUCAACAUCUCAACACGCUCAACGCUGCUGAACACUGGUCAAAUGAGCAUGCGAGUCACAAGUCUCCUAAUUUGCCAUGGGCUGUUAUGGGUGGGCACUGCCCAAGGCUUAAUUAUCACUCUUCCAGUUCCCAAACUCGAGGGCAUCCCCAAAAUAACAGGAAAGGGAAUGAUCUCUCUAAAUGCCCAUUGUGGGCCCGUGGACUUCCUGGUAGCCACCACCAGCACUCUGUCUCCUGAACUGCUGAAGAGGGAUUCUGUCGGGGAUGGCCCAGACUCUGCCUGUGGAGGCGAGGACCGCAGCGACACCUCCUCUCAGGAAUCCCUGCAACAGCCCGGCUCCUACCAGGGGGAGGGAAGAGGCAAAGGACGCGGUGUUCUGCUGCAGUACAGGCUGCGCUCUACAUCAGGACUGCCUGGGCAGCCAUUAACGGCGCUGGUUGACGAGGCAUCGGACUCCUCCCUGGAGUCUUUGGAGCAUAGCGUGGAAGAUGGAUCUAUCUAUGAGCUCAGUGAUGACCCAGAAAUGUGGGUUCGGGGACGUCCUUGUGAGAGAGACGGGGGACGCAGGGACAGGGUGAUCUCUGCAGCGGUUAUCUCUGGAGGCAAGGGCUUCCGUAGACUGAAGGAAGGAGCAGCAGCAGGCCCUAGGACAAGUGGGGAGGGUUUAGAGAAUAUUAUUAUGGUAUGGCAGCUCCCACUGACAGUGUGAUAUGGAAAAUAUGUGACAAGGUUAUGUGUAUUUAUAGAUGUCUACUCAGUUUAGCCUUGAAUCACCUUUUCCAUAAAUUGUGGGAUUUGAAUAUAUGAUGAGAAGGUGUUGCCACUGUUACAGAGCCUGACAUCUUAUAAUUUAGCCUCUGGAAUAAAGAACCGAAGACAUGCUGUUUACUAGAGGUACUGUCAGCCGAUAGCACAAUUUCAUUGUUCAGGGUUGUGCGCCAUCAUCUUCCCAGUAGUGGCAUAGGUCGCCACGAUUAGUUCCAUGUGAUUUGAUCUUGUUCCUUUUUCUGCCUUAGCUGAGACUGAUAUGCCUCAAUUUAACCUCAUCAUUGCUGCAUAUGCUCUGCCACAUUUAUUUUAUGCGAAGGUCUUCUGUUUGAGCAGCCAUGGACAGCAAGCCUUUGAGAGGCAGCCUUUGUUGAAUGUUACACAUCUUUUAUCUGAUCAUAUGGGAGCGAUCCCAUCUGUUUAGAGCAGAAAGCUGGGGACUUCCACCGCAUCACAAAGCACAUUAGAAUCACUUUAUUAGCUUUGGCAGCCUUUCUUUCAUCCCAUACAAUGUGAAUGUACGAUACCUUCUUUUGUGUCUCAAAAUUGAAUCUGUGCUCUCUUCAAAAAAAAGAAUGACAUUUUUCCUGUUUUGUUGCAAAAAAUUAUUUGCUUCCAAGAGCUCACCAUCCCUCUGUUAGUGACUGGCUGCAAAACUGAGUUGCAAAACAAAAGUUAUAAGAAGAUGCUAUUGCUCUGCAUUUAAGAAUCUAUAUUUGCACUGCCAAAAUUCUGUAAUUAUUGCAAAUUUAUUUGAGGAAAAGUAUUAUCUUGCCCAAGCAUUGUAAAUGUCAGAUAUCUCUUUCAUUAUUCACUGUAAUCUAUCAGCUAGAUAAAACAAAUUUGUACACAUGGUUGUUAAUACAGUAAUACACAUCUCACAUCAACUGGAAAUCCCAGUUACACAUCAAAAGCAAAACUCUUUAAACUAAUGAUUAAAUAAAGCCCUGCAGCCAUGCAAACUGCUAUUGGCUGUGUAUAAACAGAGGGAAGAUACCUACGAGAGGAACCAAUUAGCAUGUUUACAUGCACAUUAAUUUUCAAUAAUAUACAUAUUUCUGAUUAAAGAUGGUGUUUUACAAUAUAGCAUAAGUCUGUAUUACAGUUAACAGGCACUGAUGUAUACCAUCUGUGUCGUUAGCCAGGACACUAAGUCAUGUAAACCUUGUUCCAUCAACACUUAUUUUCCUUCUGUUUUCAUGGUAAUAUUUGGAAAAUAUUUGGAGUUAAUGCACAUUAAUAUUUUAUGAUCAGGAUAUGAAGAUGCACAUAAACAACUUUUCAUCCCUGGCGGGUGGAAACUUCACAUCUCCGUUUUUGAUAGUUAUCAUGUCCUCAGAUUAAUUGAAACAUUACAUGUUCUGUCUUUAACCUGAUAGGCAAACCCUUUUAACCACAUUGAAUGAUAUAAAAGUGCAUUGUCAUUACGCUAUGUACAAGCUGUUCUCUUUUUUUAACUUGUAAAUACACCAUUUUUCAUUUAAAGUCACCUAGCAGCAUUGGCAAGUUUGUAAACAUGGACUGUUGACAUUGGCAUUGCAGACAAAACCAAGAACUACUGUGCAGGUUUACUGUGCACAUUUUUCACAGUGUGUGGACACAGUGGGUGGAGGCCAUGCAAGUAAUCCAGCUAUGAACAUAGCUUGGUUGAGUUUCAAUAAACCGAGCGAUGGUGAAGGUUAUGGUAUAUCACUAUCCUCCACCUCUAUCUCUACUUAGCCCUUCCACCACACAUGGAUUCUCAUCUUAUCACAGAAGAGGCAUAAAGUGCAUCUUUUGUAUUUUCCCUUUUUUUUCCUCCACUGAAAUUCAGGCGUGUUUAAACAUCCUGCUGUCUGAAUCAUUCAAAAAAAUAAGAAAAUGUAAACUGGCCUUUGGAUGCUGUCAUCUAAAUGUAAAUCUCAAUGUCUUGUCAGAAAUGUAUACUUUUUUUCAUUUGAGAUGCUGCUGGAGCCACAACACCCUAAUAGUCACUAUUGAGGAUGUUCGUCCAACCUUUACCAGAGGAUGAGUGUGUAUUCCGCUUGAGUAGCCUGAUUAAAUAUGUGGCAUUGUUGAACUGUUUCACAGGCUUAUCCGCUAACAACGGAUAUUUAAUCUCAAAUAGUGACCUUUAAUGAACAUUGACUCAUACAUUUAUUUUGCUUACACUACAUGUGUACAGGUAUUAUCCAUGCACUGAAUAUUAAUACUCACUGUACUACUAACUAGAAAUGUUACUGUUCUUGUUAAACCUAUAUUUCCUCUGGACUCUGCAACAGUGUUGAUGUUUUAGAUGAGACUGUAUAAGGCACAGUUUGUGUUUUAUUUCCUGUGGUGUUAAAGGAUAAGUCCCAUUUAUUAUAGAUUUGGUCUUAUUUUUGGCCUUUCUUUCUGUCAGUUUUGAAAAUGCUGAGAUCUGGGAAUAAUGGUAAUAUCACUAAAAAUGAGUCUGUCCAGAUAGGAAACACAAUCAGUCAACCGAUUAUGCAUGUUUUAAACAAACACCCUGAUUUGGAAGAAAAAAGAAGAAAUCAUUCACUUCUAAAUGAACAUCGUCACAGUCUACAGACCAACUUCCAGGCUCAACUUUGACCUAUCAUACUUGCUGUAAUCUUGUGCACAUAGUUUUCCUGUGUAAUGAAGCAUUAUUACUGACAUACUGGGUGCAUUCACCUUUAGUUCUACCACGUACAACUGUUCACUCUGUGAUCAUCUGAUACUCAGCUUGUUUCUUGAUCUGUCAGACUUUGUUGUAGCGAUGCUGCUAUGUUCCCGUAUCUCAGCGAUUACUUUGGUGAUUACAAAAUUACAAUAACUGACUGAAAUGAUGGUCAAACCUACAAAAGUAAGGUUACACAAGGAAAGUAAUAAACCGGAAUUAUCCUUUAAGAAAAAGUAUUACACAAAAUGCCGCCACAGGCACAUGGAAACACUGCUCAUUUCCCUUUACUGUUCCCAAUAAUGUUACAUGUCUAAACAGUGUCUAACAAGCUUAUGUUGAAUUAAAAACAUUUAAAGAUGA